Molecule: messenger RNA, 736 nt
Organism: Phyllostomus discolor (pale spear-nosed bat)
Lineage: Eukaryota; Metazoa; Chordata; Mammalia; Chiroptera; Phyllostomidae
Gene: INSL3
Product: insulin like 3
Exons: 2
Coding region: 78-470 (130 amino acids)
Biological process (GO): adenylate cyclase-inhibiting G protein-coupled receptor signaling pathway
Cellular component (GO): extracellular region
Molecular function (GO): G protein-coupled receptor binding; hormone activity
Source: RefSeq, a predicted model, not a curated record
UCCUCCAAGGUCCCCAGCUGGGGCGGGCUGGGCGCAUAUAAAGGGAUUGCAGGCUGGGCUCUUGCGCCUCCUCCACCAUGGACCCCCGUCCGCUCCCCUGGGCCCUGAUGCUCCUGGGCCCGGUCCUAAUACUGGCGCUGGGCCGCGCACCUGCCCUGGAGACGCCCGAGAAGCUGUGUGGCCGCCACUUCGUUCGCACACUAGUGCAAGUGUGUGGGGGCCCAAGCUGGUCCCCUGAACCCGAGAGGCUGGUGGCUGGCGGCAACCGUGAGCUGCUGCAAUGGCUGGAAGGACGACAUCUCCACGGGCUGGUGGCCAACAGGGACUCGAUGCUGUUACUCAGCCCUCAGCCCCUGCCCCAGGCCUCUCACCAUCACCACCGCCGCCGGGCAGCUGCUACCAACCCUGCGCACCACUGCUGUCUCAGUGGCUGCACCUGGCAAGACUUGCUGGCCCUCUGUCCCCACUGAGUCUUCCUGGGGCAUGGCUUCUGGGGAGCCAGAGACCCAGAAGGUAUGGUCUGGUAAACUCCUGAAGCCACACAGCACCAUAAAGUCCCAUAUCUGGGGAGACAUUGUUGAUUACUUCCUGGGACAGGGAACUCACCACCUACCCCAGACCACCUGUCCUCUGUAGGGUCAACUUGGGAAAAAACAUACCCCCACCCUGACUUGGAGGAUCCUUGGUUUCAGAGAGAUGCCAGACACUGAGGGACAAAUGUCCUUACCUCUGAGGA